AUGUCCAUCACCAAAAUCGCCCUCAUCGGCGCCACAGGCAACAUCGGCCACCCCAUCCUCCAGGCGCUUCUGAACGACGGCAGCUACGAAGUCACCAUCCUCUCUCGCCAAGGCAGCACCUCCACAGACUCUCUCCCCACCCACCCCCGGCAGAAAAUCACCAAAGUUGACUUCGACGACCUGAACAGCCUCACCGCUGCGCUACAAGGCAUCGAAGGCGUCGUAUCCAACGUCGCCGGCCACGCGCUGCUGUCGCAAAAGAAAAUCGUCGAUGCCGCCGUCGCCGCCGGUGUGCAGCGCUUCCUGCCCAGCGAGUUCGGCUCCGAUCUCACUGUGGCGGUCAGUGCGGCGGUGCCAUUCAAUCAGCCCAAGGUCGAGGUGCGUGACUACCUGGAGCUGAAAGCAAAGGAGCAGCCGGGGUUCAGCUACACGUCCGUGUGCUGCGGCCCGUUCCUGGACUGGUGCUUGAAGGUGGGCCUGUUCGGCGACCUCAAGACGCGUGAGAUGACGCUGUGGGAUGGUGGGGAGACCAGAGUGACGACGACGACGCUCGCGUCUGUGGGAAAAGCCGUCGCGGCGAUCUUCAAGAACUUAGAGGCGACGAAGAACCGCACGGUCAGGAUUGCGGACACCACGGUCACGCAGAAGCAGCUUUUGGGCAUCCUUGAGGAGCUGGACGGGAAGAAGUGGACUACUAAGCAGGGGAGUACCGCGGAGGCGUACCGCGCGGGCUUGGAGGAGUGGAAGCGGCCGCAGCCGAAUAUGCAGGUCGCGAUCGUCAAUCAGCUGAUGCGGAUCAUCUUCAGUGAGGAGCACAGCCCGGAUUAUGCGGAUAAGCUGGACAAUAAGGUGUUGGGGUUGCCAGUCAUGACCGAAGAGCAGGUCAAAGAGGUUGUCAAGGGUUGCUUGUGA
Messenger RNA from Cyphellophora europaea CBS 101466, 912 nucleotides. RefSeq lists its product as uncharacterized. The transcript has a single exon. Bases 1 to 912 code for a protein of 303 amino acids. The record is from RefSeq and is a predicted model, not a curated record. NCBI's taxonomy places the organism in Eukaryota, Fungi, Ascomycota, Eurotiomycetes, Chaetothyriales, Cyphellophoraceae. Gene Ontology annotation, molecular function: oxidoreductase activity.